Scomber scombrus (Atlantic mackerel) is the source of this 1153-nucleotide messenger RNA. RefSeq names its product ketohexokinase-like. The transcript is spliced from 8 exons. NCBI's taxonomy places the organism in Eukaryota, Metazoa, Chordata, Actinopteri, Scombriformes, Scombridae. Gene Ontology annotation, biological process: fructose metabolic process. The record is from RefSeq and is a predicted model, not a curated record. The coding region runs from base 62 to 976 and encodes 304 amino acids. Gene Ontology annotation, molecular function: ketohexokinase activity.
GACUGUGUGCUCACAGAUAAGAUGAGAGUUUCAAAGUCCAGCAAAAGUCGUCUGAGCCAGAAUGGAGCAGCAGAGGAUCCUGUGUGUGGGUCUCGUCUGUCUGGACAUCAUCAACGUGGUCGAUAAAUACCCCGAAGAAGACACCGACAGCAGGUGUGUUUCUCAGCGUUGGCAGCGAGGCGGGAACGCCUCUAACUCGUGCACGGUGCUCUCUCUGCUCGGUGCACCCUGCGCCUUCAUGGGCUCCCUCACUGCUGGACCUGUGGCAGAUUUUAUUUUGGAGGAUUUUGGAAAGUUCCAUAUCGACGUGUCGCUGGUUACUGAGCAUGCUCAGUGCGUCCUUCCAGCGUCUGUGGUCAUCAGCAACAUCAGCACAGGAAGCCGCACCAUCCUGCACAUGAACAGGAACCUUCCUGACGUCACAGAAAACGAUUUUUCCAAAGUUGAUCUUCGUCAGUUCAAGUGGAUCCACAUCGAGGGUCGUAACGCAGAGCAACAGGUGAAGAUGAUCCAGCAGGUGGAGCUCUAUAACAGCAGGUUGCCACAGCAACAGAGGAUCACCGUCUCCGUGGAGAUAGAGAAGACGAGGGAGGAGCUGUAUCAGCUGUUUGCUCAUGGUGACGUGGUCUUUGUCAGUAAAGACGUGGCUCGACACUUCGGCUUCCAGACGGCUCAAACUGCUCUGACGGGACUCUACAGCCGGGUCAAACAGGGGGCUGUCCUGAUCUGUGCCUGGGCAGAAAAAGGAGCCGACGCUUUGGGUCCUGAUGGUUUAUUGAUCCACUCAGACGCUUUUCCUCCUGAAACGCUGGUCGAUACUCUCGGAGCCGGAGACACGUUCAAUGCAGCCGUCAUCUCCAAACUGUCCAACGGAGGAAGUUUGCAGGACGCUCUCACCUUCGGCUGCAGAGUCGCCGGCAGGAAGUGUGGUUUCCAUGGUUACGACGGCAUCAGUGAAGAGUUCAGUGACGGCUGAGUGCAGCUAAACCAACGAAGAAGAAACCAGACGAUGUGUCAAUGAUGAAGUUUGAUAAAAACUGUGAAUGUUUAUUAACAUGUUUACUGAUCAUCAAUAGUUUGAUUAUAAGCUGAUUAAUGUUAAAUAUGAUUAUUAACUAACAAACUUAUCAUUAAAUGAUAAAGUGAUGAUUUA